UCCCGAACCAUUCCCAUUACAGCGCGAAUUGUUAUCACGAGUAGAUUAGUUGGUAAGAGUGGUUUUGGUUGGGUUAAAAAUUCUUCAAAAACAGUUAAACACAGCACGUGGCGUGGAAUGGAGUUUGAAUUAUCGUAGUUAUUAAACAGUGAAUAUACCAGCUUACGAUCUUCAUCACUGAGAAUUUCUAUCGCAGAUCAAUUCAUUGCAAGCCAUGCAGUCACCACCGGAAAAAGCAAAAUCAAUUUUUGAAUUUACCGUCACCGAUCUGAACGGUAAUGAGGUUUCGCUCGACCGCUACCAGGGAUCGGUGUGCCUAAUCGUGAACUUCUCUACCAAGGAUGCCACCUUUGAGAAGGUGUUGAGUCUUCUCACGCCUCUGUUCCGAAAGUAUCACAACGACACCCGAAAAGAUUUGAACGUCCUCUUCUUCCCAUGCUUCCAAUUCGGCUCCAAAGAAUCGCCGGACGAAAUCGUACAGCGCUUCGAGAGCAGCACCGAUAGCAGCGGUAUGAUCGGUGAGAUUUUCACCGAGAUUGAGGUGAACGGCUCGAAAGCCCCCGGACUGUACAAGUAUCUGAAGGCGAAAAAACCGGGCAACUGCGGAGGAUUUAUCAACAGCAACUUUACCAUCUUUCUUACCGACCGCCAAGGCGUACCGGUGGAAAGGUUAAAUGCUGGAAUUCAUCCUUACACGCUCGAGGACAUGGUCGAGAAUUUGUUACGCUAAACUGUGCUGCUAACCGUGUUACUAGAAAUAAAGCAUAGAACAAACCAGCUGCCAGCUGCGGGCUGUUUAA
Molecule: messenger RNA, 800 nt
Organism: Anopheles coluzzii
Lineage: Eukaryota; Metazoa; Arthropoda; Insecta; Diptera; Culicidae
Product: glutathione peroxidase-like
Exons: 4
Coding region: 215-730 (171 amino acids)
Biological process (GO): response to oxidative stress
Molecular function (GO): glutathione peroxidase activity
Source: RefSeq, a predicted model, not a curated record